This is a messenger RNA of Phodopus roborovskii (desert hamster), 1000 nucleotides long. It is a transcript of the gene Crx, whose product is annotated as cone-rod homeobox. Gene Ontology annotation, biological process: regulation of transcription by RNA polymerase II; multicellular organism development. Bases 28 to 930 code for a protein of 300 amino acids. Gene Ontology annotation, cellular component: nucleus. Gene Ontology annotation, molecular function: RNA polymerase II cis-regulatory region sequence-specific DNA binding; DNA-binding transcription factor activity, RNA polymerase II-specific. The record is from RefSeq and is a predicted model, not a curated record. The transcript is spliced from 3 exons. NCBI's taxonomy places the organism in Eukaryota, Metazoa, Chordata, Mammalia, Rodentia, Cricetidae.
UCAUCCGGGACCCAGUCACUGAAGAUCAUGAUGGCGUAUAUGAACCCGGGGCCUCACUAUUCGGUUAAUGCCUUGGCUCUGAAUGGCCCUGCUGUGGACCUGAUGCACCAGGCUGUCCCAUACUCAAGCGCUCCUAGGAAGCAGCGGAGGGAGCGAACCACGUUCACCAGAAGCCAGCUGGAGGAGCUGGAGGCCCUGUUCUCCAAGACCCAGUAUCCGGAUGUGUAUGCACGCGAGGAGGUGGCUCUCAAGAUCAACCUGCCUGAGUCCAGGGUCCAGGUCUGGUUCAAGAAUCGCAGGGCAAAAUGCAGACAGCAGCGACAGCAGCAGAAACAGCAGCAGCAGCAGCCCCCAGGGGGGCAGGCCAAGGCUCGUCCUGCGAAGAGGAAGGCAGGCACAUCCCCAAGGCCCUCCACAGAUGUUUGUACAGACCCUUUGGGCAUCUCAGAUUCCUACAGCCCAUCACUGCCUGGCCCCUCAGGCUCACCUACCGCGGCAGUGGCCACUGUGUCCAUUUGGAGUCCAGCUUCAGAGUCUCCUUUGUCUGAGGCCCAGCGAGCUGGGCUAGUGGCCUCAGCACCCUCUCUCACCUCAGCCCCCUAUGCCAUGACCUAUGCUCCUGCCUCUGCUUUUUGUUCUUCCCCCUCAGCCUAUGCAUCUCCAAGUUCCUAUUUCAGUGGGCUGGAUCCUUACCUUUCUCCCAUGGUGCCCCAGCUGGGAGGUCCAGCUCUCAGCCCCCUUUCAGGCCCCUCUGUGGGGCCAUCCCUGGCCCAAUCACCCACCUCCUUGUCAGGCCAGAGCUACAGCGCCUACAGCCCUGUGGACAGCCUGGAAUUCAAGGACCCCACAGGCACCUGGAAAUUCACCUAUAACCCCAUGGACCCUCUGGACUACAAAGAUCAGAGUGCCUGGAAGUUUCAGAUCUUGUAGAAGAGGCUACCCAUUCCCCCUUCCAGCUAAAGCACCCUCUCUGCCUCCUCCAGCUUAGAUUCCAGAGAGC